GGGAGCGCGCGCGGCGACGGGAGCGCGCGCGGCGCCGGCAGCUGGGAGCCCGCUGGGGCACAGCUACCCUCGGCCGCGCCGCGCCGGCCAUGGAUCCCUUCCCCAAAGAGGGCGAGAGCGCCGCGGCCGGAGAGCCCAGCCGGGGCGCUGCCCCCUCCAGCGGGGUGGUGGUGCAGGUCCGGGAGAAGAAGGGCCCCCUGCGCGCCGCCAUCCCCUACAUGCCGUUCCCCGUGGCUGUCAUCUGCCUCUUCCUCAACACCUUCGUGCCGGGGCUGGGAACAUUUGUAUCCGCUUUCACCGUGCUGUGUGGAGCCCGCACUGACCUCCCCGACAGGCACAUGUGUUGUGUCUUCUGGCUGAACAUUGCUGCUGCUCUGAUUCAGAUCCUGACGGCAAUCGUGAUGGUUGGCUGGAUUAUGAGUAUAUUUUGGGGGAUGGACAUGGUCAUUCUUGCAAGUAAGUACAACACAAAGGAACAGGGGAUCCCACAGCAGCUGUAGUGGCUGGGACAAGUAUGGUCAGAGAAACGCGGCGAGAGAUUUCCUUUGGCAGCUGUGGGCCAUGGACCUUUUCAUUACCCUUUGUCUCUCUUCUUCUUCCUUUUGUCUUGUUUCCUUCUGUUUGAACCUGGUUCAUCUGCCCGUCCAGCGGAGCGGAGGUGCAGAGCGGCCGACGGAGACUUGCACUGAUCCCACUGAGCAGCAGAGAUGGGGCAAGCACGGCGUGGGUUAGGACUGGGCCCGGCCAGCACACGGUGGGCAGCCGAUAAGGAGGAGGAGGAUGCCAGGAGAAGGAAACACCCCUGGAGAAGGUGGCACCUGGGCAGGCAGCUGAGCCAGGGGAGCAGGAGAUGCUGCUUUCACUCUCAGGGGGAAGUAGCUGAAGACAUUUUGCCUCCUUUUUAUGCUCACCGUUAAAGGAAACCAGCUGUGAACAUCAAAUGCCAAGGAGCUAUUAAUAGAUAUAUGUACAGUAUGUAAAAGCAAACCAGUGGUACUUUUUUCCCCCACCCCAAGAGUCCAUCCUUGACUGCUUCGCAGUAGCGGAGGGCUCAGCCCAGCCUCCUCUGCUGUCUGUGUAUAUAUGAUGCUCAAUGAAGCUCUGUCCUUGCAGAUCUCUCAAGAAAUGUGCUUGCUGUAAAUCAUAUUGUACUGCUGAACUGACUGGGGCCAUCCCCUGCUUCCAUCCACUGGCACCAUGCAAAGACCAGACCUUCCACCAGCCCCUGGGGAGAUCUUAUCUAGCAAAGGACCAGUGCCCCGCAGCACCUUGCCUCUAGGGUGGUGGGCACAGCCACGUGCUGUCAAAAGCUUCUAAUGUAAAACAAUACUGGAGGAGGAAAAAAACCACAACUUUUCCUCCCCUCCCCCUGAAAGGGCCUUGCUGGAAGCAUCUCCAUGCUUUGGAAAUGGAUCCCCUUACAGUGCAGCACGUACUCCUGGCUGAAGCAGCGUCCCUGAUCCACUUCCCCAGGAGACCAGAGCUUUGUGCCAGGGACAGACCAGGCAGAGUCCGUCCCCUCAACAGGGUCCCAGAGAGCCCACAGUGGGAAAGCUGGCAGCAAGCUGGAGGUACGGUGCCCACAAUAUAUGCACUGGUAAGAAGAGCCAUGCAGUGAAGACACAGGUACAAGUGCUAAUUUGGAGCUUUCUGCCAUCAGCAACGCUUGUCUCUCUCUUUAGGGCCAAAUUAAUCAUCCAGCGCUUUCAUACCUCUUUCUGGAGCACCGCAGAGGGAGGCCACCCACUCCAGGAUGCCCACCAACACCGGGGCUGGAUAACUUGCCUCCCACUUGUGGGAACCAUGCUGCGCCAUCCCGCUGGUGCCUGCCGUACCGUACUGCUGCUGCAAACCGACCCCUGCCUCCUCGCCAGUGCAGCUAGAGGUGACAGCCAGCGAACACUUGAUCUGGUCAAAGGUGCAUGGCACCAGGCUGUCCUGAUAUCAUCUGCUUUUUAAAUAUAGAUGUUUUAGAUGCAAGUUUUACAGCUAAAGAGCGAUAGUAGGUUACAGAGAAUAAAUGCAAUUGCUUCACCCCCAUCCGCCAGUGACACAGUAUUUUCUGCUGCUGUUUCCUGAUUGUGAAAACCAGGUUUCUCAAAAAGAAAAAAAAAAAAAAGGGCUUUAAUGAAAUAGUUCCUUGGUACUUGAACCCAGCCAGGCUGAAGAGCUGAUUUAUUACUCGAUAGAAAGCAAUUCCAGGUAGGAACCAAACCAAAUGUCUUUUUGAAAUUUGCGGCCAGUCUUAAACCAGUUUAAUUGUGGAUCAGCCCAACCAUUACAAUGCAGAGCACAUUAGCAUUUUUUCUAAGUUUGUUGGUGUUGCCAAAUCCUUACUUACCAUGGAAAAGGUGCUAUGGCAGCCAGCCCCCACCCUCCCAGCCCUUUGCCCACCUGGCCACAGGGGCUCGGCAUCGCUCUCAGCUGCGGCACAUGUGCUCAGCAGUUGCAGCUGGAAAGGUCAGAGAAGCUGUGUGCUGGGAGCAGCUCCGGCAUGCAGCCAUGCAGUAAGAAGUGUUAGACAUGCGACGUGCCUCCAUCUGUGCUGCAUCCUGUGCUUCCCGAGACAAAGCCGCAUGUUCUUCCCUACGUGCAUCGACUGUCACACAUUUUAUUAAAGAUCUUUCAGUUCAGCUGGAAAUUGCCCCUUGUCGUAGUCUCGCUGUGAUGCAGGGGGUAUUGUGCUGAGCUCUGUGGACAGGAAGCAGUCACACCUCAUUAUUCUUCGGGGGCUGUUUUAUUCCUCCCUUGCAUUACCUCCUACUUGUGUUGGGAUGACUCUGCAGUUCACAUACAAGCAUACACUCCAGCCAGAGUGUAUUUUAUUACUAUUCAACCCAAACUGCAUCCUCUACAAGACACCACCAAGAGUUCCUUGACAUUUAAAGCCCGGACACAAGAAGAGCUAUAAGCUUGGCUAGAUCAGAUAUGCCUCCUAGUCAAAAGCAAUGGCUUCUCCCACACAGUUGCUAACCUUGGCAUGAUAACACACCCCUGUAUUUUCUAGGUGACUUCUCUUCAUGCUCACACACAACGCACUUUCAGGCAGCGCUGCGAUUUAUUUUCCAAACUGGCACUCAGCAUUUCCAUCCCCAUGGAUGCCAGCGUGCUGUAAAACCCCAGGUGACAGCGGCACCAGCUGAACCAGGGUUAGUUACAGUGAAUCCCACAGGAGCCCAUACCACCCACCAGCCAUCCUUCCUCCUCUUGUCAUCCAUAUGCAUAACUAGACCCAGGCUAAUAUUCAGUCCUGCUUCUUUUGUACCCACCCACCAGCAGGAGGGAAGCAACACCACCCUCCCUUCCCAUCCCCACCCCCCGCCUUCCCCUCCACCAAAAUGGUGCAGUGAGAUGUGAAGGCUUCACAAAGACUCUAGGACUGACAAGGUGAGAGUAGCUCAAUCCAUCUUCCAGCUCUAAGGAUGCUUCCAGCAGGCAGAUCAAGCAAAUAGAACAUCAGGGCUUGGGACCAAAACAGGCUUGCCUCCACCAGCACUGCCUGGAGGCAAUGGCAGCACUCCCCCAUAUACCCAGCGAGUGAUUCCACCCUGACCCACACACCCCCUUUCCACCCACCACACACACACAGACACAGGCGCUGCUCCACAAGCUGGGCAGGGGAUAAAUUUUCUGUUGCUGGCUCGAGUCCAUGUUUUCCUUGGUUUUGGCCCUGCUUGGGUGUAUUGUGUUGUUCCACCCUAGGAAGGAAGGAACGGGUGCAUGCCCACCUCCGCUGUUUGCACCCCAGUGGUCAGCAUACCUUUCAUUUUUGUGCCAGAGCCCAAACUAAGGGGUUGCAGAGGACUAUUUGUAUGCCUAUUUAUAUCGCCAAGUUUUGGAUUGUGACUUGCUGUGUUUUGAUACUGUGGAUUUUUUUAAAAAGUUAAAUAUAUUCUCUUGCUGGACAGCUGGAACAAAA
Molecule: messenger RNA, 3919 nt
Organism: Phalacrocorax carbo (great cormorant)
Lineage: Eukaryota; Metazoa; Chordata; Aves; Suliformes; Phalacrocoracidae
Source: RefSeq, a predicted model, not a curated record